AUCCUCCUUCUAAUCCACAUCUCUCUCUCUCUAUCUCUAUCUCUGAGAGUUCAGCUUCAAACCACUGGGUCUGUAUUUUUGUUCAUAUUUGUGUGGCUAUCCUUGGAUUUUCUUGGUAUUAUCAAGCAUGGUUUUCUAACCAUGAAGGAGAAAAGCGGCUAAGCUACAGGCUACAUAUAGACCUUCUGCUUCUUCAGCUUCCAGUUUUUUCUUUAUCAUCUCUCACUCUUGUUUCUUCUGCUCUCUCAAAAACUAAACCUUGUCUCCUGGCUUGGUGCCAAACAAACAGGAAACAAACACCAUCAAGGUUUUAUCGUUGGAGGAUAAUUAUUUGCUCGCGCGCUCGCUCGCUCGCUCCAAAGAGUUACUAUUUUUUAAUCCACUUCUUUUCCUUCUGGGAUUUCAAAGACUUUCUGUGUAGAAAAAUUUCCCCUUUUGUUCUCCCCCCCCCCCCCAACAACCUCUCUCAUCAAAGUAUAUGCAGAAUCUUAUAGCAGUGUAUCUUUUCCUUUUUUCGGUUUUGAGUGAGGGUUGUAUGUCCUUAGAUCCUAAAAAGUCAUAUAACAUAGGAGAAACCAAGAUCUAUAUGGCCAAUAACACAAGCUUCGGAUCCAAAAAAUUCCUGGCAUAAGAAAAUAUGAUGAAGGGUUUGAUGUUUCACCAGCAACAGCAACAAGUAGUGGAAGAAAACAUGUCUAAUUUGACUUCUGCGUCCGGUGAGGCCAGUGUUUCCUCAGGCAAUAGAAACGAAAUUGGUACCAAUUAUCCUCCUCAACAAUACUUUGCUUCAACACCAUCUCAAGCUCAGCCACAAGUGAAGAAAAAGAGAAACCUUCCCGGCAAUCCAGACCCGGAUGCUGAAGUGAUAGCCUUGUCUCCCAAGAGUCUGCUGGCAACAAACAGGUUCAUCUGUGAGAUCUGCAACAAAGGGUUUCAAAGGGACCAGAAUCUUCAACUUCACCGGAGGGGGCACAAUUUGCCAUGGAAGCUGAAGCAGAGAACAAACAAAGAGGUGAGGAAGAAGGUGUAUGUGUGCCCAGAAGCCACGUGCGUGCACCAUGACCCAGCAAGGGCACUUGGGGACCUUACUGGGAUAAAGAAGCACUUCUGCAGAAAGCAUGGAGAGAAGAAGUGGAAAUGUGAUAAGUGCUCCAAGAGAUAUGCAGUUCAAUCAGAUUGGAAAGCUCACUCCAAGACAUGUGGCACAAGAGAGUACAGAUGUGACUGUGGAACCCUCUUCUCAAGGAGAGACAGUUUCAUAACACACAGGGCCUUCUGUGAUGCAUUGGCAGAGGAGAGUGCAAGAGCAAACCCACUUGUUCCCUCUCAAACACCCAGUUCUUCAUCAUCAGCAUCUCACAUACUGAAUAUCCAAACCCAGCUCAACAAUAAUCCCCAUCAUCUCCAUUCUCUACAACUGAAGCAAGAGCAUCAACAAAGCUUCAACCUCAGGCCAGAAAUACCUCCUUGGCUAGCCUGUCCUCCUCCCCCUCUAGCUCCUGGUCCAUCCACCACUGAUCUCUCAUCCCCAUCAUCAUCUUCAAUGUUCACCACAAGAUUCGAUCGGGACUUUUCACGAGCACCUCACGGGCAAGAUCUGAGCCUCCAUGAAAACCCUAACCCUACUAACCUUGGCCCCACCCUCCCUUCUGCUUACCAACCAGCGCCUUCCCCGCACAUGUCAGCAACAGCCUUGCUGCAGAAAGCAGCCCAAAUGGGUGCAACCAUGACCAAAACUGCACCCAUGACCAAAACUGGCUCUUCCAAUACAACACCAGCCAUGAUUAGGACCCACCACCAGACUCACGUGCCUCAUCCUGCUUCUGACUCUGCUGCCACCAAUUCAAUCUCAAGUAGUGGUCAUUUUGGUUUGAAUUUGUCAUCACGUGAAUCUGCAGUGCUACUCCCUCCUUCUGCUCCUUCUGCUACUACUGCUGCUGCUGCUGCUUCUUCCUCAGGUGUUCCUCCUCCUCCUCCCUUUCUUCUUCACGAUGUUAUGAGUUCUUUCUCUGCUACUUCUGGCGGGUUUGAAGGAACGUCUUUUGAGGAUGCGUUUGGUGGGAUUUUGAACUCGAAGAAUAAAGAUGAAAGCUUUCUUGAUACCCUUAAAAAGACGACCACCCCCGUCGGCCAUCUCAGUGGCGCCGCCGAUGACGGUGGUGGGAAAGAAGGUUUGACGAGAGAUUUCUUGGGCCUUAGACCUCUCUCUCACAACGAGAUUCUCAGCAUUGCUGGAAUUGGGAACUGCAUGAACCCCACCACCUCCCAUGAUCAACAGAAUCAAUCCCAAAACUCAUGGCAAGGUUAGCUCCUACAUAUAUAUUUAUAUAUAUAUAUAUAUGUAUGGAUAUUUUCUUCUUUUUCUCAUUAAUAUAUAAUUUGAAUUUUUCUUCAAUAUUUUAUUUUAUCUGUCAAUCUUCCCAAAGGGAAGCAGGAGUAGAAACCCUUCACUAUCUCAAGAUUUUCAUUCCUUUAAGCGAAGUUAUUUUUAAAGUAAUUUUCUUCAUUUCAGUGUUUGCACGUAAUUUCACAUUCUGUUUAUAGAUUAACAUAAAAAGCCUAAAUUAUGAUGCUCUCUUCCUCAAACA
Messenger RNA from Prosopis cineraria, 2588 nucleotides. RefSeq names its product protein indeterminate-domain 7. NCBI's taxonomy places the organism in Eukaryota, Viridiplantae, Streptophyta, Magnoliopsida, Fabales, Fabaceae. Bases 638 to 2308 code for a protein of 556 amino acids. Gene Ontology annotation, cellular component: nucleus. Gene Ontology annotation, molecular function: DNA-binding transcription factor activity. The transcript has 3 exons. The record is from RefSeq and is a predicted model, not a curated record.